Messenger RNA from Macrosteles quadrilineatus (aster leafhopper), 1023 nucleotides. RefSeq lists its product as uncharacterized. The record is from RefSeq and is a predicted model, not a curated record. NCBI's taxonomy places the organism in Eukaryota, Metazoa, Arthropoda, Insecta, Hemiptera, Cicadellidae. The coding region runs from base 1 to 1023 and encodes 340 amino acids. The transcript has 4 exons.
AUGAUUGUUAUGGGCCUAGCAGAAGCUAAGCAGUCUUUUAGUGUCAGAGUCUCCUCCUCAGAGCAGACUGGCCGACUGCAGAAUCAGAAUAGAAUCGCUCGAAAGGCGGCCGUGCCUCAGUACAGGACAAGACGGGACCGACGGGACUCAGCAGGAACAACAAGUGGUGAAGCGGUUGCACUCACCCUGUGCGACUUGAGUAAAGCAUUUGACUGUGUUUCUCACAAAAUCCUGCUAGAUAAACUCCAUCAUUAUGGCAUAAGAGGCACAGUCUUUGCUACACUCAGGUCUUACCUUGAGAACAGGCAACAAUUUGUCACAGUGAAGGGACGUAACAAACUAAGUCUAAACAAAGACAAGACUCAACAGCUCAUCUGCUCCCUCGCGGGAGUUGAAGUAGAAAAUCAGCCAGUGAAAUUGCUUGGAUUCUAUCUAGACAGCAAGCUCUCUUGGAAUGAUCAUGUCAGCGUUGUGUGCAAGAAACUGUCAAGAGUAAUCUCCCUGAUCAGAAAACUGAAAAAUUUGGUAACUUUGCAGUAUCUUGUCGUCAUCUAUCACUCCCUGUUCCAUACACACAUCUCCUAUGGACUGCUGUUGUGGGGGCACUCUGCAGCAUGUGAGAGAGUACUUCUGUACCAGAAGAUGGUUUUGAGGAUUAUGACAGGAGCUGAGUAUAGGCAACACUGCAAACCUUUAUUUCAAGAGCUUGGCAUCCUGACAGUCUAUGGGAACUACGUGUUGAGCUCCCUUCUCUACGUAAAAGAAAAUUUAGCUGAUUUUCAAAUGAGAGGGCAGCUUCACGGUCACAAUCUGAGAAACAACGACCUGAUCUCUAUUCCCAGAUGCCGCACUUCUAAAGUGAAGGACAGUUUCCCACUACUGGCUUGUAAGAUGUUUAAUAGACUGCCUGAGAACAUUAAGAACCUGGAGCCGAAACUGUUCAAAAAGAAGUUAAAGUCGUGGUGUUGCCAACAGAGUUUUUAUUCCUUGGAGGAUUACUUCAAAGCCCAGUUAGUUUUUUAA